Molecule: messenger RNA, 1029 nt
Organism: Exophiala aquamarina CBS 119918
Lineage: Eukaryota; Fungi; Ascomycota; Eurotiomycetes; Chaetothyriales; Herpotrichiellaceae
Exons: 2
Coding region: 1-1029 (342 amino acids)
Source: RefSeq, a predicted model, not a curated record
AUGGCGAGCUCCAAGGAACUCCCUCCCUCCACCGCUUCGUUCCUCAACUUUUUCGUGAAAAACCAGUUCCGUACCAAAUAUCAAUGCACACCUUCUAAUACUGAUCUUUCUGGCAAGGUCGUCGUCGUGACGGGAUCGAACAGUGGUCUGGGUCUGGAAUGUGCCAGCCAAAUGCUCUCCUUCAAGCCAGCUCGUCUCAUCAUGGCCGUUCGUUCUCCAACCAAGGGCGAGAGGGCAGCGGCAGAUUUGCGACAGCAGGAUCCAAACGCUGUCAUUAGCGUAUGGGAGUUGGACAUGACAUCGUACGAUUCGAUUCGAGCGUUUGCAGCACGUGCUGACCAUGAGCUGUCUCGCCUCGACAUCGCCAUCUUGAAUGCAGGAAUGGGCUUCGGAGGCUUCAAAAUCGUCCCUACCACCGGCCAUGAAGAGACUUUUCAGGUGAACUACCUUUCAACAAUGCUCCUGACCAUUCUCUUGCUGCCCGUCUUGAAGAGGAAGACUCCGGCUGGUUCGCCUGGGCGGUUGUCCAUUUCUACCGCCAUGCUCUCGAUCCAUGCCAAGUUCGUCAACAAAACCGAGGUCCCUCUCUUACCCUCAUUUGACGACAAGAAGUACUUCGACGUCAGAGACAUUUACUCAACUUCAAAGUUGCUGGGCCAGUUAUUUGUGUGGAAACUCACCGAUUUAGUGUCUGCCGACGACGUUGUGGUGAAUCUCGUUGAGCCCGGGUUUGUCAAGGGUACAAACCUGCACAGGGACGCAUCUGUUGCUGGGCAAGUUUUGAUGGGCGCUUUCAAAGCAGCUACUGCUCGUACAGUCGAGGUCGGCGCGUCGACGUAUCUCGAUGCUUCAAUAGUAAAAGGAAAGGAAUCACAUGGAUGUAUCCUAAUGAACUGGGAGGUUGCACCAUACGCCCCCUUCCAGUACACACCAGAAGGCAAGGUUGUCAUGGAGAGACUUUGGGAAGAGACACUGAAUGAGUUCAACUUCCUCGAUGUUAAAGGUGUCCUCAAAUCCCUUUCUUCAUGA